Molecule: messenger RNA, 7088 nt
Organism: Fundulus heteroclitus (mummichog)
Lineage: Eukaryota; Metazoa; Chordata; Actinopteri; Cyprinodontiformes; Fundulidae
Gene: unc5b
Product: unc-5 netrin receptor B
Exons: 17
Coding region: 652-3486 (944 amino acids)
Biological process (GO): anterior/posterior axon guidance; netrin-activated signaling pathway
Cellular component (GO): membrane
Molecular function (GO): netrin receptor activity; protein binding
Source: RefSeq, a predicted model, not a curated record
UUCAGCCCUCAGUCUGAGAGGAGGAGGAGGAUGGUGAGAUGUGAUUGGCCAGGCGGGGACUGGUAGUCCGGAGGUUGGCACUGCGAAGCUCUCCGUCGCUCCCCGUGUUCAUGUUUACACCUUGGCUGACCUGGACGACAGAAGCCGCGACGCACCGGGGUCCGGCGGACAAACUCUGGAGGAAAGUCUUUGGGGUGUUUUUCGCUGCAACCUGUCAGUUUUUUUCCCCCCUCUGUACUUCUUCGUCUUUUUUCUUUCUUUCUAUUUUUUUGAAGGGGGAAAUAACCUUUUUUGCUGGUGCAUAAUUGGACUAUAGCUCUCGUUUAAUCUCGCCUUCUAGCGCAGCGCAGCGAUGCGUCCAAGUUUUUGGUGACUCUGUGCAUUGUGUGCGCUAAGGGGCAGGGAAAUCAGGUUAACCGGACACAUCCUGCCUGUAAAGGUUGUGAAACCUCCAAGAAAUAAAUAAAAAAAAAGUUUUAAUGCGAACGGAGUUAAAGUUUUUUUUGCGAUGGAUGCUUUUUUAGGCAAAGGACAGGUUUAACUUUUGUUUUUACUGUUGAUGAACUCGUGGGGUGUCCAACCAGCCUCAUCCUGUGGUAACGACCGUGCAGGACAGGAGCCAUCCUCGGCGCGGAGGCGCAGCCGGGAAAGAUGCGCGGUCUCCGGAUGCAGCGUGACCAAAUAGCCGGUCCUUUGGCUCUGCUCCUCCUGGUCUGUGGAUUGGCGGUGUCUGGCACUGAGAGCAGCGACUACGGCGAAGCCGAGGUCCUCCCCGACUCCUUCCCGUCGGCUCCGGCCGAGCCCCUCCCAGAGUUCCUGCUCGAACCGGAGGACGCCUUCAUCGUGAAGAACCGGCCGGUCCAGCUGGGCUGCCGGGCGUCGCCGGCCACCCAGAUCUACUUCAAAUGCAACGGGGAGUGGGUCAACCAGAACGACCACGUCACCAGAGAGAGCCUGGACCAGGUCACCGGUCUGGUGGUGAGGGAAGUGGACAUCUCCGUGUCCAGGACACAGGUGGAGGAGCUGUUCGGCCUGGAGGACUACUGGUGCCAGUGUGUGGCCUGGAGCUCGGCCGGCACCACCAAGAGCAACCGGGCCUACGUUCGCAUUGCAUACCUGAGGAAGAACUUCGAGCAGGAACCCCUCGGGAGGGAGGUGCGGCUGGAGCAGGAGGUGCUGCUGCAGUGUCGGCCCCCGGAGGGCAUGCCUGCUGCGGAGGUGGACUGGCUGAAGAACGAGGAUGUCAUUGAUCCGUCGCAGGAUUCCAAUUUCCUGAUCACGAUCGAUCACGACCUGAUCAUCAAGCAGGCCAGGCUGUCGGACACGGCGAACUACACGUGCGUGGCGAGAAACGUGGUGGCCAGGAGGCGGAGCAGCACAGCCACCCUCAUCGUUUAUGUCAGCGGAGGCUGGUCUUCUUGGACUGAAUGGUCAGAGUGUAACGCUCGGUGUGGGCCUGGCUGGCAGCGUCGAACACGCAGCUGCACCAAUCCGGCCCCUCUGAACGGAGGGAUCUUCUGUGAGGGCCCGCCAAUGCAGAGAGUAAGCUGCACCACACUGUGCCCAGUGGAUGGAGGCUGGACGGAGUGGGCAAAGUGGUCCGCCUGUGGGACAGAGUGUACCCACUGGCGCAGUCGCGAGUGCCAAGCCCCACGGCCCGUAAAUGGAGGGAAGCACUGUAGCGGAAGCAUGAUGGAGAGCAAAAACUGCACCGAGGGGCUUUGUGCAAGAAAUAAAAAGGUCUCAGUAGAACAUGCGAGCCAUCCGUUGUCUCCUGACAUGGGUGUAGCCGUGUACACCGGCUUGGUGGCGGCCCUGCUGCUGACUGUGGUCAUGGCUCUGGGUGUGGGUGUGCUGGCGUACCGCCGCCGAUGCCGCCAUCUCCACGGGGACAUCACAGAUUCUUCGUCGGCUCUCACCGCGGCGUUCCACCCCGGCAACUACAAGCCUCCCAGGCAGGAUAGCACCCUUCACCCCUCUGCUCCUCCGGACCUGACCGCCACGGCGGGCGCCUUCCGUGGGCCGCUCUUCUCCCUGCCGCACGGCAUCAACCACAGCCCGCACAAAAUCCCCAUGACCACCUCUCCCUUGCUGGACCCGCUCCCCAGCCUCAAAAUCAAGGUGUACAACUCCUCAACGUUGUCCUCCCUGGAGCUCCCGGCCGACAUCGGCGUGGGCGACGGAGAGAUACUCAGCCUGAAGUCGGUGGGCACCGUGGGCCGAGAGCGAGAGUUUCACAGCCACACGCUGUCCAGAGAGCCGGGGCUGAGCACCAGCGCCACGCUGGGACAUCUGGGCGGACGGCUCACCGUCCCCAACACGGGUGUGAGCCUGCUGGUCCCGCCCGGCACCAUCCCUCAGGGGAAGUUCUACGAGAUGUACCUCAUUAUUAACAAGUGGGACAAAACAACGUUACCCUCUGAAGGGAGUCAGACCGUGCUGAGCCCCGUGGUGAGCUGCGGUCCGUCGGGCAUGCUGCUGAACCGACCCGUGGUCCUGACGCUUCCCCACUGCGCUCAGCUGGACACGCCUACGCCAGACUGGACCCUCACGCUCAAAACCCAAACGCACCAGGGUGCAUGGGAGGAGGUGCUGACGGUAGGGGAGGAGACGUUUUCGUCUCCUUGCUACCUGCAGCUGGAGGAGGAAUGCUGCCACGUCCUCAUGGAGCAGCUGGGAACGUACGGCCUGGUGGGCCAGUCCUGCCCUCCGCGGCCCGCCUGCAAGCGCCUGCAGCUGGCUCUGUUCGCCCCGCGGGCGCCCUGCCUCUCUCUGGACUACAGCCUCCGCAUCUACUGCAUCCACGACACCCCGCAGGCGCUCAAGGAGGUGCUGGAUCUGGAGAGGAGCCUGGGGGGAGUUUUACUGGAGGUCCCCAAGCCACUGCUUUUCAAAGACAGCUACCACAACCUCCGCCUGUCCAUCCACGACAUUCCUCACAAUCACUGGAGGAGCAAACUUCUGGCCAAGUACCAGGAGAUUCCCUUCUACCACAUUUGGAGCGGCAGCCAGCGACCUUUACACUGCACCUUCAGCCUGGAGCGAGCCAGCCUGGCCGUGUCGCAGCUCGCCUGCAAGAUCUGCGUUCGGCAGGUGGAAGGGGAGGGACAGAUAUUCCAGCUGCACACAGACAUCCAGGAGACCCUCCCGCCUCACUCGCCGCUCCCGUCGGGAAGCACCUGCCUGCCAUCCUCUCAGGUGGGACCGUAUGCCUUUCGCCUGCCGGACUCCAUCCGUCAGAAGAUCUGCGCCAGCUUGGAUGCGCCCAGCGCCCGGGGGUGUGACUGGAGACUCCUGGCUCGCAGUCUGGGCUUUGACAGGUAUCUGAACUACUUCGCCACAAAGCCCAGCCCCACAGGUGUGCUGCUGGACUUAUGGGAAGCGUGUCACCAAGGUGACGCGGACCUGGUCUCUCUGGCGACAGCGCUGGAGGAGAUGGGUAAAAGCGAAGUGCUGGUCGUCAUGACAACAGAUGGGGAUUGCUGAUUGGCCGAGUAACAGAAGAUCAAGCAAGACAUUUUUAUGACUUUUGUUUCGGGUUUUUUUUUUUUUUUUUCUUCUUCUUCUUUUUUUUUUCUUUUUUGUCCACCACAGUGAUGAAAACGAGAACCCUUGCCUAUGAAUAUGCACACGCCGGCACGGAUCGUUUCAUCAGCAGAGCGUUUUGGUUGUACUGUCCACUCUUCUGCUGACUCCUGACCAGCCAUUGUAGCUAACGUCUCAACCAGAACCCGUCCCCGUGUGUGCCGUCCGACUGCCGGCCUGAUUCAGCUUCAGUUCUCCAAUACGCAAUAUUGGAUCUGCAGAAUGGAGCGCUACCAAGUUGGAGAAAUGCUGCAAAGUCCGUCAAGAUUGUGACGGAAACGUGUUAUUGAGUGCUGAAAAAAUUACUUUAUUCGUACAUAUUUAAUAACAGUGUUUUAAAUUAAACUACAGAAAUCAAUUUAGUCAACACACUCUUAAUUGAUAACGUGGGGAUAUUUCAGUAGCAGCAUGGAAGUGCAUGAUUUAAUGAUUUAACGCCAUUUCAUCUCAUGGCGCAGGCUUUUGUUUUCUUCAUUCUCCUUCAGAGUGGGACGUGAAUGACAGGCCGCACCAACCUGCCUGCAGCCGCACACACACACACACACACACACACGCACGCACACACGCACACACACACACGGACAAAGCGGUCGUUUAUCGGCUCGCAAACAUGCAGGCGAGGGAUUCCCGUCUUGCGGACGGAUAAGUAUCAGAUCCUGGAGGUUUCGGUCAUAUCGCUUCUGGCUGAAAGGGAGGGGGGGAAAAAACAGGUCUGCCUCUUCUUAAUGGAGGGAGAUUAAAUUGCAGAGUUUGUUUCAGGAUUGGCAGAUAACUAGACGGACUCUUUUUAUUGUACCAACAAAUGCCUCAAAGCCUUGGCGUAUCGCUCCGACUCACAGGGGUGUUUCUCUUUCAUGUCUCUCUCCCGCAUUCCUCCAUCGCUUUGCUGCGCUCCCUGUCCGCUGAGAAUAAACUGCAUCAUCCCUUAAAAGUUUCCUUUGGGGAACGCUCUUUAAUUUAUUAUCCAUAUUUGUGGAUUCCAUUUGUUUUCUUUUCUUUUCUUUUUUUUCAUUGUUAUUAACAGAGUUAUCAUAUAGGACCUGUUUUACCGUUUGUGCUUCUUUAGGUUACCGAGCUGCUUUUGAAUUAAUAUUUGGUUUUCAUCCUAAAGCGAAGUGCACAGAUUAUGGCUGCUGUUAAGGGGAAAAAAAAAUCCACUUACUCUUAAUUUAGUGAAACUGUUGAAAAUGUACAAUUGCCUUGCAAAAGCACUCACAGCCGUUGAACCAUUUCACAUUUUUCCCCGCCGUAAACUUGGGAAGUGAUUUUAUAUGAGAGACAGAUCAACACAAAAUAGUUGAUAGUUGUGAAGCGCAAAGGAAAAUGAUGCGUGGUUUUCGAGAGUUAAAACAGAUAAAAAUGUGUAAAAGUGUGCUGUGGAUAUGUGCUCAGCCCUUUUUAUUCUGAUUCCCCUCAAUGAAAUCCCAUCCUUGAAAUUAACGAGAGAGGCAGCUAAUGUGCCCAUGGUAACUCUGGAGGAUGUGCACAGACCUAGUGCUCAGGUGGAAGAAGCUGUUCACAGGUUAUCUAGCAGUUUUGAGACUCCAGAAAUAUUUUCCUUAUGGGAGAAGACCAAUGAGAAAGACAUUUUUUAAAAAGAAAACUAUUAGAAAUUCCAUUUAAGAUGUGCAACAAGCUUUGUAGGGCCCUUGGCACAUACAAACAUACGGUCAGACAUGCAAAAGUCCAUAUGUUUCACCAUCUUGAUGGUGAAACAUGGCGGUGGUGGUGGCAGCAUCAUUUUAUGGGGAAUGUUUCCUUUAGCCUGAGCAGGAAUCUGGUCAGAGUUGAUUGGAUGUUGGAUCUGUUAGAAGCUGCAGGAAAAUUGAGACUGGGGUGGCGCUUCCCCUUUCUGCAGGACAAUCCUUAACGAAACGCCAGAGCUAGAAUCAAACGGUUUAGGUUAAAAGUGCAGACCCAGAACAGAAGAAGGAACAAAAAUGUCCACAGAUGCCACUUAUUUGAUCCGGCUGGGCUUUAACCAUUUGGAAAAGCAGAACGGGCAGGUAUUCUACUCUGUAGAUGUGCAGAGUUGGUCGAGACAUAACCCCAAAGGUUUGCAGCUGUAGAUCCACCACACUUUUCAGAUUUUUUUUUUUUUUUUUUUUUUUUGUAAAAGCCUUUGAAAACCAUCAUUUUUGUUGUACUUCACAAUAAUAGCUAUAAAACACAAUUUCCAAUGAAAGGCAUUCAAGUUUCUUACAUGACAAUAUUUGGAAAAGUUCAAGGUGGAAGAAUACUUUUGCAAGGCAUCAUAAUAUAUAGGCCCCAGGGCUUUGCUGUGUCUGAAAAGAGACGAUUAUAGAAUAAAUUAGCCUUACCUGAAAUCAAUUUGGCACCAAGGGACCAUAUAUGUUAAUUUACCGCAACACAAGCUUAAUUAUGUCUUGUAAGUCAUUCUAUCCUCCUUUAUCUCACACUGAUGGCUUAUUGACGAUCCUUCUCCGAAGCUGCCUGCUCUGUGGUUAGGCUCCUCGAGCUAUUUGUAUUAUCAUUAUCGAUCUAUCAGUUAUUGCAAGAUGAGAAAGUUGAAUUUUUAUCCUCCACAGAUUUAGGUUUUCCUUUCUGUUUUGUGUCUCGCAAGAAACGGAAAGCAAGUGUUUAUGGUUUUAAAACGACAGAAACCAAAACAGCGACCAGUAUCCCUCCUCUUCAGCUGUGAGUCAUGCAACUGUUUUACGUGAAUGAACUAAGCGUGCUUGAGUAAAUGGGUUUUGUGGGGGCAGAUUGAUGUUCACACGCAAGCAGAAGAAAAAUGUAUACGUUACUUGGAGCUGUCAUUUCUCUCUGUAAGUGCUAUGCAAGUACAAAAGAAAAGUGAAGCGUUUUUUGGACUUCUUUGUUUUCCUCCAAGAGUAUUUCUAUUUUUACAGAUCAGAACAUUCACAGGGUUUCGGAUGUUUUGUACCCUAAAGUGGUCUAACAGUGGUUUAGUUUCUUUUUCUUUCUUUUUCGUUUGUAUUUAAGGUUAAUUUUUAUUUUAUUUUUUUGGAAAUGCUAAUAAAUUCUCCAUCUGGACUGGAAGAGUUGGAUUCAUCACCUAACCGGGGAUGCCAUAAAUGACAAAAUAAAAUUAAAAAACACAGAGUGGUGCACCGGGCUCAGGACUAGCCGUGGCUUACGCGGUGAGGUCCCUGCAGGUCUUUGCCAUGAAGAAACACCAGAACGCACCGCGGGGCGUUUCUCCUUUCUCCAGUCCCGUUGCAGAAACCUCCUCGCUGAGGACUAUACAGUGUUUUUCGCCUGCAGAUCUCUCGGCGUCUGCUGGGUCGUCGGCCAUGCUCGCUGGGUUAUUAAAGCUGAACACGACUGGUUGGCUCGCGCGAAGGAGAUAAACUCUGCCUUUGUUCAAAUAUCCAGACAUUUUUACAGAAAAUCUAAAUGGGUUCAGUGGCAUUAUUUUGUCUCUGUAAAGUACCAAUUGUAAAUACCUGUUUAGCCUUCUUACUUGUAACUAAAUAUAAUUUUUAUGCAAUAAAUUAUAUUUCUUAGUUUAACAUGAA